Molecule: messenger RNA, 1097 nt
Organism: Morus notabilis
Lineage: Eukaryota; Viridiplantae; Streptophyta; Magnoliopsida; Rosales; Moraceae
Product: AUGMIN subunit 2
Biological process (GO): spindle assembly; microtubule nucleation; microtubule organizing center organization
Cellular component (GO): mitotic spindle microtubule
Source: RefSeq, a predicted model, not a curated record
UUUUGAAUUUUGGUAGUGGAAAGUGUGUUGUUGAAUCGAUCAGAAUUGUUCGGAGAAGUCUCUAGUUUCGGAGAUGUCGAUGGGAAGCGACACUACUUGGGUCGGGAAGAAGCCUCUUCGACGGAUCGGAGGAAUGUCCGAUGCUCUCUCUAUCGCCUCCGAUCUUGGUUUCUCUGUCUCUCCACCUCCUACCCAGGAAGAACUUCAGAAUUUAAACACUAGCACUGGGGAAAAGGGUGAUGACUUAAUAAGGGUUUUAAGAGAACUUACCACUGUUCAAAGAAAAAUAGCAGAUCUGCAAGUGGAUCUUCAAGGGAGAAAGGAUGACAAAAAUGUGGCCCAUCUGACUCAUGUAAGCGAAAUGCAAAAGAAGUGCGAAACAUUGGCAAGGAUUACUACUAUACUGAAAGAUGUAAUUCAAAACAAGGAUCGCAUUAUAGCUCGUCUUCAACAACCAUAUUCUCUAGAUUGCAUUCCAGUGGAAGCCGAGUAUCAGAAACAAUUCUCUGAAUUUUUGAUGAAGGCUGCUAGUGAUUACGGGGCCUUGACGUCAUCCGUUGCAGAUUUCCAAUGGAGUCAGACAUUUAAGGAGCCACCUUCAGUAUGGGGGGAAAUGCUUCGUCCGAUUCCCAUUGCUUUGGCAUCAUGUACCCGGUUUUUCGAAGCAAUGUCUGCAAUGAGAGAAUCGUUUGCAACACUUCAAAAUCUAAGAGUGGGUCAUUCUGCUCCAUCCCUGCCUGCGACACCAGCCAAGGAUUUCUCCCUAAGAGUGACAGGAGAUUCGACUCCGCCUCCUUGGAGAACCGAACCGAGCUGCGAUGACUUAGCCAUCAAAAGCUCCAGAAGGCAAGAAAUCGACCAACAAAUACAAGAUGGAAGUAAUCAGCCAGGUGACUAUAAUCAGGUGGAUGGAACAAGCCAAAGGAGAUUGUCUUGGCCUCCAGUUAAAAAGAAUGUUAUUUAAGAAUACCAACUUCUAUUUUCAAUGGUGUUUGUUAUUUUAGCUUUUACGAGCCUGUAUUCCGCGCGUUGAUGCGGAGUACAAUAUUGUAUUAUAUAAUAGCUGUAUUUAAAAUAUAUUCCAUAAUAUUUAAAGU